UUUUUCAUUCCAGGUGAAGCUUUUUCUUCCACGAUGGCAUCGAGGCUCGUUCCAAAAGUGAAUUCCAAGCAGGGAGGAUCUCCAUGCAAGGAGAAACACGUGGUUCUGCUCAGCCCCGUGGGAAGGAUCGAGAUAUCGGGGUGUGAAAUGGGUGUACAUGAAAUAAAACUUCCCAAAAUGAGCGUGCUGCCAGCUGGCAGGGCAGAGAGCUCGGUGAGCUGCGAGGAGAGCCAGGGGGACAAGGAGAUGCCAGAGCCACUGCAGCAGUGCACAGCCUGGCUGAGAGCCUACUUCUGUGAGCCAGGGGGCACAGAGAGGCUGCCUGUGCCAGCCCUGCACCACCCCCUGCUGCUGAGAGAUUCCUUCACCAGGCAGGUGCUGUGGACGCUGCUGAACGAUGUGAAGUUUGGGGAGGCUGUUUCCUACAAGCAGCUGGCAGAUCUGGCUGGCAACAGCCGCGCAGCCAGAGCCGUGGGGGGAGCCAUGAGGAGCAACCCGAUCCCCAUCAUCAUCCCGUGCCACAGGGUGAUCCGUAGCAGUGGGGACAGUGGCAACUACGGGGGGGGACAGCUGCUGAAGGAGUGGCUGCUGUCCCACGAGAAGCUGCAGAAGGAGAAGCUGCAGGAGGAGAAGCUGGCACGUCCCUAACCAGCCACGCAACCUCGGCUCGUAGCAAAGCUCUCAGAGCACCCAGCAGAAUUCAGGAAAAAAAAAUGGUAAAUAUUUGAGUGACACAGAAAUAUAAUGCAGCAUCCAAAGUGAAAUGUGUGGUGGCACCACUAUAUUAAAGAAGCAGGAUGUGUCCUGGGGGAGGCAGCUCGGCUGCCCUUUCUUGUUUUUACAUUUUACAGCAGAAUGACUGCAGCGAUCCAGGCCUGUUGUGCAUGGAUUUUGUUCCCAUCUCCAGCCCUGUUUUGUUCUAUUUUUAAUGUCCAUUAAAGCAGGGAUAAGGGAGUGGGAGGGACGUGGCAAAUGGGAGGUGGAAGCUUCCCCCUGAGGAGGCGUCUGGCCCAGCCUGGCACACCAGGCUCUGCCCGCCCCUGCCCAGCUCCCCCUCCCCUCUCUGGGGCAGGAAAUGCUGUUGUACCUGAACAGGAGUGAAGGGAGCACAGGGACAUCUGUGCAAAAAGCUCCUGCCUUUUCUCUUUGGACGGGAAGAUAGAAUUAUUU
Messenger RNA from Ficedula albicollis (Collared flycatcher), 1170 nucleotides. RefSeq names its product O-6-methylguanine-DNA methyltransferase (gene MGMT). Bases 34 to 648 code for a protein of 204 amino acids. NCBI's taxonomy places the organism in Eukaryota, Metazoa, Chordata, Aves, Passeriformes, Muscicapidae. Gene Ontology annotation, cellular component: nucleus. Gene Ontology annotation, molecular function: methylated-DNA-[protein]-cysteine S-methyltransferase activity. The transcript has 5 exons. Gene Ontology annotation, biological process: DNA repair. The record is from RefSeq and is a predicted model, not a curated record.